AUGCAGGAUAACAGAGAAUCUAGCGAGCUACGAUCGUGCUAUACCUGUGGGAUCUGUGAGUCCAUUUAUGAGUUAGUGGAAAUUGAGACUCAUGAAUGUGUACAAGGUUACCAUCAAAUCAUCACUGAUGAAAAUUUAUAUUUUUAUGCAAAAGACGGUAAAAGUUUGGUCAACGAGGAUGAACAGGUUGUGGCCGACAAUUCCUGCCACAAUGAAAGUGCUCAAAAUGCAUCCUGGAUGAAUGAGAAAAUUCGUCUGGAGGAGCAGCUUAUCUCAGAAGUUCGACAAAGGCCUCCUCUGUGGAAUUUCAAACUUCCACUUAUAGAACGUGGAAUUCGUAGGAAAGAGAUACUGUGGGAAGAAAUUUCCAUAAGACUCAAUAGAAUAAUGUCAACCAAGGAGUUUAAGAAGAAAUGGAAAUCUCUCUGUGACUCCUUCAGAGCACAUUGUAAAAAGAAGAAGUUGCCGAGUGGAUCUGCGGCCUCAUCAAGUAGUUCGUGGGUCCAUUACAACAGCAUGCAAUUUCUUUUAGAUUCAACUACAAGGCUUGUAUGUAACAUCACACAAACGACAACGAACGCAUUGAACACUGAAGUUCCAGCAACGGAUGAUACUGAAGCAGUGAAUGAAAAUUAUGAAAUGGAUACUAACAUUUCAUCCGACAGAUGUGCCAGAAACAGUUCUACUAGUAAGUGGAGGAGACUUGAUGGUGAUGAUGACCUACAAGACUUGGUGGAAGCUUUGGUGAAACCAGUCACCUUCGACCAACCUCUUCACAUAAAUGUGGACGUAACAAAAUCCGCCACCGGCGCCACCGUAACGGAACUCGCGCGCGAAGAUUCUGUUACGCACUUUACAAGAUUUAUGGAGAGUGAGCUACGAAAAAUCGAAGAUGAAGAUGCACAAAAUGAGAUCAUACGCAAUCUAUUCGAAGUUCUUUUUGACACUAAACGCGAACUUAUGAAUAAACAUAACUAA
Cyphomyrmex costatus is the source of this 978-nucleotide messenger RNA. RefSeq lists its product as uncharacterized. Bases 1 to 978 code for a protein of 325 amino acids. Gene Ontology annotation, biological process: regulation of transcription by RNA polymerase II. Gene Ontology annotation, cellular component: transcription regulator complex; nucleus. The record is from RefSeq and is a predicted model, not a curated record. The transcript has 6 exons. NCBI's taxonomy places the organism in Eukaryota, Metazoa, Arthropoda, Insecta, Hymenoptera, Formicidae.